This is a messenger RNA of Elaeis guineensis (African oil palm), 2057 nucleotides long. RefSeq names its product transcription factor MYBC1. The record is from RefSeq and is a predicted model, not a curated record. Gene Ontology annotation, molecular function: DNA-binding transcription factor activity; DNA binding. Gene Ontology annotation, cellular component: nucleus. Lineage: Eukaryota; Viridiplantae; Streptophyta; Magnoliopsida; Arecales; Arecaceae. Gene Ontology annotation, biological process: regulation of DNA-templated transcription.
GUAAAUCAAUACCCAAAUUAAAGAUUCCCAAGCGUCAGAAAGAAAGAAAGAGGAGAGAAAAAGAGGCCAACCCGGAGAGCAUCAGCGGAAAACACCAAAAACAAAGGAGAAAGAUCCACCUCGAACCCCUCUCCCUCACCACCUCGAACCACUUCUCUCUCUUAUUCGCUCUCCUCGAUCCUUCUCCUUUCUCCCAUAAAUCUUCUUCUUUUUCCUCCCUUCCUCAUCCGGUGUCAGUUAAUCCAGUUUGGAUCACCAAAGCUGCAAAGAAGGGAAGAAGAGAAGAAGAAAAAUUUUAGAGAGGGAGAGAGAGGAAGAGAGUUAAAAGAGUGGGAUGAGGGAAGAGGAGGAGGCCAACUGGUUCGCGCGGUGGGAGGAGCAGCUCCCAAGCCCAGAGGAGCUGAUGCCCCUCUCCCAGACUCUCAUCACCCCCGACCUCGCCCUCGCCUUCGACAUCCCCACCGUCCGCUCCAACCCUAACCCUAAUCCUUCCCUCCAUCACCACCACCCCGCUCCGAGCCUCCACCCACCGCCGCCACCGCCCUCCUCCCAGCCGCCACCGGACUUCGACUCCCCCGACCACCUCACGACCGCCUCCUCCGGUGGUGGAGCUGGCGGCGGUGGCGCCGGCGAGGAGCCCGCCCGCACCCUGAAGCGGCCGCGGCUGGUGUGGACCCCGCAGCUCCACAAGCGGUUCGUGGACGCGGUGGCCCACCUGGGGAUCAAGAACGCGGUCCCCAAGACCAUAAUGCAGCUGAUGAGCGUCGACGGCCUCACCCGCGAGAACGUCGCCAGCCACCUCCAGAAGUACCGCCUCUACCUCAAGCGCAUGCAGGGCCUUAGCUCUUCCGGCGGCGGCGCCGGCGGAGGAGCGGGCGGCCCCAUCUCCGCCGCCGACGCUGCCACCGACCAGCUCUUUGCCAGCAGCUCCGUCCCCCACCACUUCCUUGGCCGCGGGCCUGGGCCGGAGCCCUACAUGCCGUUCGUGCCGGUUGCCGCGCUGCAGCACCACCAGCAGAUCACGGCCGCCAUGCAGCAGCAACAUCAGCAGCAGCAGUACUAUCAACAGAGGCAUAUGGGCCAUUUUGGCUCGCCAACGGGCGGCGGCGAGGGAUAUGAUCAUGGGUUUCUUGCACGGACCAUGCCGCAGCCGGGGAUGCAUCGGAUGGUGGGGCCGGUGGCUGUGGGCUUGGUGCCGCCUCCGCCGCCGUCCGCACCAUCAGCGGCCUCGUACGUGGAGGAUUUGGAAUCGGGCAGCAGAAGAGGAGGUGGCGAGAGGAGGAUGUUAACGCUUUUUCCAACAGGCGAAGAUUGAUUUUGGUAUUUCAUUCCCCCUCUUUAUUCACAUUAUCAAAUGCGUAAUUGUGUUUUGGGGGAAAUUAAGAUUAGAGAUCAAGUACGCCAGAUUUUACGAAUCCAGUAAGGUUUUCUACGGUCUUCGCUUCCAUCAUCAUCAAUGUUGUUAUUCGUUGUCGUCAUCAUUGUUGUUGUUGUGAUUACUUGAGCUAGGGCCAGAGGUUAUUAGGCGGGAAAUGAUUAUAACGUUGUAGUUUCUGCGUGUACUUAGAUAAAAUUAGGUAUCAGAAGUUCUGAACCACGUUGCCCACUUCUAUUGCUUGUCGUCCAUUGCAGUUAAGUGAAUUCCUUUUCAUCUUAAUAUCUAGGUUCUACUCCACAUGUGGGGCUUAGUCUUGUUUGUGGGGCAAUGAUAACUGGGUUUUGGAUGAAGUAGAAACGACUGGAUGCUUUAUUAUGGGAUGAUUACGGUAGGAGCUUCGUUAAUAUCCUGGGCACGUUGGAAUAAAACAAGCAGGAGUGCAGGGGAUUAGCAAUUUAUCGAUGCUCUGACAAGCCUGUGCAUUUGGUUGUUCCUUUACCCUUUAGGACUUUGCUUCUGGCAAAAGGAGCUCAUUGCAUGAGAGGCUGUAGAACUGCAUGCUACUUUCCACCUUUUCUUUUCUCUCCUUUCUGUCUUAGCAUUGGUAUGUAAGGUUUUUUAUUAAAUGUAUCACAUUUGGAAGAGCAACUUAAAUGAGGAUUUUUCCUUGUGGUGACUA